AUGGGUUGUUUUUAACCUAAAGGCAUGAAUAAAAUUGUUGCAAUGCAAACUACAAAUAGGGAUUACAUCUUUACAUCAACAGCUGACAUUCAUAAAAUAUUUUCAUUUGGAAAGGUCUUAGGAAUUGGUGCAUUUGGCAAAGUUCUCAGUGCUAGAAGAAGAAAUAACAACGACAAAUAAUUUGCUAUAAAAAUGAUCGACAAAAAAACAGUCAAAGGCAGAGAAGCCAUGUUGGCAAAUGAAAUUUAUGUAUUAUAAAGACUAGAUCAUCCCAACAUUAUAAAAUUCCAUGAAGUAUAUUAAAGCGAACUGUAUUUCUAUAUAUGCAUGGACAAGUGUAGGGGUGGCGAACUGAUGGAGUCUAUCCCUAAAAAUUAAAAAUCAUAUACUGAAUGCCAAGUUCGAGGGAUUAUGGUUAAAAUUUUUUCUGCUAUCGCUUACAUUCAUGACUAAGGUAUUAUACACAGAGACAUUAAACCGGAAAAUAUUUUAUUUUCAGAUUGCGAUAUAAAUUCAGAGCCUAAAUUGAUAGAUUUCGGCCUCUCAGUUAAAUAUGAUGCAUUUAGCUACAAUAAAUUAAAGUCUGGAGUAGGUACUCCAGUGUAUUUGGCACCAGAAGUAAUUGAGGGGACCUACAAUGAAAAAUGUGAUGUUUGGAGUCUAGGGGUCUUGUUGUUUAAUAUGUUGGUUGGAUAUCCACCGUUUUAUGGCAAAAACCGAUAAGACCUUUACGAUAGCAUUCGAUAUUAAAAUUUAAUAUUUGAUAAAAAACAUUGGAGAAAUAUAAGCGAGGAAGUCAAAGAUCUGCUUAAACGAAUGCUUAACAAAAACUCAAUGGUUCGAAUAUCCUCUAAGGAAUGUCUUCAACAUCCCUGGUUCUAAUUGCCUUUUAAUGAAGGAAUACAGAGAGCUUCGAGGAGGAGCACUGGCUUCUCAAAUACUGCAUCAGAGGAUGAUUAGAGAACCUUAUAUUAGAUGCUUAAGACUUAUAGACUCGGAGCUAAAUUUAAAAGAGAAGUAAUGAAGGUUCUGGUCAAUCAAAUGAAUGAGAAAGAUUUAGCCAAACUUCAAUUCAUUUUUAAAAAGAUCGAUUUAAAUAAUUCUGGAAUCAUUACUGUACAAGAAUUGCAUCACGCUUUACAAUAAGAGGGUUCUCAAGCUACCUUGGAAGAGAUUGAGGAGAUUAUGGAAAAAAUUGGUUAUGACGUUGAUGAUAUGGAUGAUAUCACCUUGUCAAAUUCACAUAGAUCCAAUCUUAGGCCUGCUACUAUUAAAUAUAGUAAUUUUUUGACUGCUUGUAUUGAUGAGAGGAGAGUAUUCACGAGAGAGAAGUUAUGGUCUAUUUUCAAGUACUUUGAUACGAGAAAUGAAAAUCAUCUAUCUAGAGAAGCCAUAAGGGAAUCAUUUGCUAGACACGGUCGUUCAGUUCCAAAUGAAAUAAUUGAUUAAAUGAUUGCUGAAGUCGAUCCAUUAAAUGAGAAUAGGAUUCACUUUGAUACUUUCUGUUAGAUGAUGGGUCUAGCUGGAGUAUAAGAAACCUUAGAAUUCAAAGACGAACCCAAAGAUCCUUCAUCCUUAGCUCAUUCAAUAUAAUGA
Paramecium tetraurelia is the source of this 1596-nucleotide messenger RNA. RefSeq lists its product as uncharacterized. Gene Ontology annotation, cellular component: cytoplasm; nucleus. NCBI's taxonomy places the organism in Eukaryota, Ciliophora, Oligohymenophorea, Peniculida, Parameciidae. Gene Ontology annotation, biological process: intracellular signal transduction; peptidyl-serine phosphorylation; protein autophosphorylation. The record is from RefSeq and is a predicted model, not a curated record. Gene Ontology annotation, molecular function: calcium-dependent protein serine/threonine kinase activity; ATP binding; calcium ion binding. The transcript is spliced from 5 exons.